AUGUGUUUUAUUAUCGCUUUAUCUUUUGUGCUUGCUGUUGGAUUUUUACUUGUAAUUUUAUCUGGAGCAUUAUAUGGAAAUUGGUUGAUAGUUUUAGUUGCUCCUUUACCUAAUUGGGUAACUUCUAGAUGUGCUGGUGGAUAUGAUUAUUAUUCAGAUGGUCAAAAUAAUGGAUGUAAAGACUUUGGUCAAUUUAUAACUGCUAUUUUUAUUGUAACUGGAGUUUGUUUACCACUUGUUUUGGCACAUUGUGAAGUGAUAACAUAUGCUGCCAUGGUCAUGAGUAUUGCUGGAGGUUUAUUGGUCUAUGCAACAAUUAUUGCCUAUUCAACAUUUUUUGCCAAUGAAGGUGAUGAAUUUUAA
Messenger RNA from Diversispora eburnea, 363 nucleotides. The record is from the annotation of a GenBank genome assembly. NCBI's taxonomy places the organism in Eukaryota, Fungi, Glomeromycota, Glomeromycetes, Diversisporales, Diversisporaceae.